Hydra vulgaris (swiftwater hydra) is the source of this 2590-nucleotide messenger RNA. RefSeq names its product nephrocystin-3. Gene Ontology annotation, biological process: signal transduction. NCBI's taxonomy places the organism in Eukaryota, Metazoa, Cnidaria, Hydrozoa, Anthoathecata, Hydridae. The record is from RefSeq and is a predicted model, not a curated record. Gene Ontology annotation, molecular function: protein binding.
AAAGCUACGAUUUUAUUUACAAUUCACAUUGGCUAAAAAUUCUUUACAUUAAAAACUGGCUGCAUAAAAAUUAAUUUAUCAUUUUUAUUUCAUUAUUAUUGUUGUGAACUAGUUUAUCUUGAUGAUUAAAGAAAUAGAAUAUUGCAAUUAAUAAAUUGCGAUACCAAAUGGUAAAUCUUUAAUGGAUUUUGUGCUAAGUAAUCAGAAGUUUAGGCUCGAAGUUAGUAAGUUAGUGGGAGUUGAUUGGGAGCAUCUCGGAAUUUGUUUAUUAAUCCCUGAUAAUGAGUUAAAAAUUAUAAAAAAUGAUAAUAAUGGAACAGUCAUGCAAGCAUAUGCAAUGUUAACUAAAUGGUAUGAGUCCAAUGAAAACCUUACCUUGGAAAAACUGAAGUCUGGAUUAAAAGACAUGGAGAGAAAAGAUCUGGCAAAAAAAGUUGAUGAACUUGCAGAUAAAUAUUUUCAGUGCUGCUCAUCAGAAAAAUUGGAGAUGGCAAAAAUCUAUUUUGAUAAAAAAAACUUUGAAAACGCAGAAAAAGUAUAUAGAGAAUUACUAAUUUUAUACUCAAAAGCAUUAGGAGAAAAGCACGAGCAUACACUAAAUGCUAAACAUUGGAUUGCGAGAUGUUUACACAAGAGAAAUAAAUUUGAAAACGCAGAACAGUUGCUGAGAGAAAUAAAAAUGGUUCAAAGAGAAAACUUAGGAUUAAAAAAUAAGCACACACUAUACACUAAACAGUGGAUUGCAGUAUGCAUUUUAGGAAAAAAGCAAACAAACAAAGCAGAGCAACUAUUGAAAAAAAUUGAAAUAAUGCAAACUGAUGUUCUUGGAGAAAAACACGAGGAUACAUUAAAAACUAAAUAUUUUAUCGCACAUUGCUUAUUAGAUAAAAAUCAGUUAGAUGAGGCAGAAAAUAUGUUUAGGAAUGUGGAGGUUAUGCAAAUAGAAGUUUUAGGAAAAGGUCAUGAGGAUACAUUGAAAACUAAAUAUUUUAUUGCAUAUUGCUCAUACAAAAAUAAAAAAUACAGCAACGCAGAAAAGUUAUUUAGAGAAGUAGAAAAUAUGGGGAAAAUAUUUUUAGGAGAUAAACAUGAGAGAACAUUAUAUUCCAAAAGAAUGGUUGCAAUUUGUUUAUUUGAACAAAAUCAAUUCAAUAAUGCAGAAAAAAUAUUUAUAGAAAUCGAAAAAAUUGAAAAUGAAUAUUUCGGAAAUAAACAUGAGGAAACAUUAUAUACAAAAGAAUGGGUUGCAAAAUGCUUAUAUGAAAAAAAACAAUUCGAUAACGCAGAGAAAGUCUUUAUAGAAAUACAAAGUAUUCAAGAAGAAGCUUUAGGAGAUAAACAUAAGGAUACAUUGAAUACUAAAACAUGGGUUGCAAGAUGCUUAUUUGAAAAACAUUUUUUUGAUAAGGCAGAGAAAUUGUUUGUUGAAGUAGAAAAAAUACAAAGAGAAGUUUUAGGAGGCGAAGACAAUGAUACGACGUAUAGCAAAUAUUGGAUUGCACGAUGUUUGUUUGAAAAACAACAGUUUGAUAAUGCAGAAAUAAUGUUUAGGAUUACUGAAAAAAAGUUCAAAGAUGUUUUAGGGAAUAAACAUUUAAAUUCAUUAAACUGUAUGUCCUAUAUUGCAAGAUGUUUAUUUGAAAAAAAACAGUACGAUAAAGCAGAAAAAAUAUUUAGAGAAACAGAAAUAGAACAAAAUGAAGUCUUAGGAAAUAAACAUCACCAUACUUUAAACACCAAACACUGGAUUGCCAGAUGUUUAUUAGAAAAAAAUCAAUUUGAUAAUGCUGAGAAAAUAUUCAGAGAAACGGAAAAUCUAUUUAAAGACAUUUUUGGAGAAAAAAGUAACGAUACGCUAGCAAGUAAAUACUAUGUCGCAAUGUGUUUAUUUUACAAAGGACAGAUUGACGACGCAGAAAAAAUGUUUAGGGAAACGGAACAAAUGCAACACGAAGUUUUUGGAACAAAAUUUGAAGCAACAAUAAAUAGUAAAUACUUAAUUGCAAAAUGUUUGUUUGAAAAAAAACAAUACGUUAACGCAAAAAGAAUGCUUUUAGAAACGCAAAACUUGUAUAAAGAAGUUUUAGGAGUUAAUAAUAAACAUGCUUUAAAUAUUCAAAUGCUAAUACGAAAAUGUGAAACAAACGUUUGCCCGUCAACUACAAACACUGAAUUACAGGAACUUAUAAGAUCGCUAUUUAAUUUUUAAUUAAUAAAAUUUAUCGCAAAAAAGUUUGAAUGAUAAUUUUAAAAAAAGUUACCUAGUCAUUAGAGCUGUAUUAACUACAGAUAGUUUAUUAAAAAAAAAAAUGUUCAAGUCAAAGUAAACCAGUAGUGUAUUAGUAAAACGUUUUAAUUGAGAGAGGGACACUCGCUACUUAUAUUUAUAAUUUGCUAAAUACCACAAGAAUUUAGAAAAUGACUGUUUUAACAAUAUUCUUUUAUCCAUCAUCUUCAGAGUGAUUAUGACUUCAUAAAGUUUUUUUAACUUAUUUGCUAAUACGGUAAUUAUAAUUAUUGUUGUUAUAAUUGUCAUUAUUAUUAAUAUUAAUUAAUAAUAUAACUACUUGUUUGUAUAUAAUAUAAUAAU